Ahaetulla prasina is the source of this 1695-nucleotide messenger RNA. It is a transcript of the gene USH1C, whose product is annotated as USH1 protein network component harmonin. The record is from RefSeq and is a predicted model, not a curated record. Gene Ontology annotation, cellular component: cilium; photoreceptor inner segment; stereocilium tip. The coding region runs from base 1 to 1695 and encodes 564 amino acids. The transcript has 20 exons. Lineage: Eukaryota; Metazoa; Chordata; Lepidosauria; Squamata; Colubridae. Gene Ontology annotation, molecular function: protein binding. Gene Ontology annotation, biological process: sensory perception of sound; inner ear auditory receptor cell differentiation; retinal cone cell development.
AUGGGCUACAUUAGUGAAUGGCCUAAACGGUUUUUGAAAAUAUUUAUGCAGGUAUUUAGUCAAUAUCAGGUUGACCUCUUAAUUGAUAAUGAAGCAGAGAAAGAUUAUCUGUAUGAUGUACUGCGGAUGUACCACCAAUCAAUGAAUCUUCCAGUGUUGGUUGGUGAUCUGAAGUAUGUAAUCAAUGAACCAAGUCGACUACCACUGUUUGAGGCCAUUUGUCCUCUUAUUCCAUUAAAACACCAGGUGGAAUAUGAUCAGUUGACACCUAAACGAACAAGGAAACUGAAGGAAGUGAGAUUGGAUCGUCUGCAUCCUGAAGGCCUUGGAAUAAGUGUGCGAGGAGGUGCUGAAUUUGCUUGUGGCCUGUUUAUUUCACAGCUAAUAAAAGGAGGACAAGCAGACAAUGUUGGACUUCAGGUUGGAGAUGAGAUUGUUCGAAUUAAUGGUUACUCUAUUUCUUCAUGCACUCAUGAAGAAGUCAUCAAUCUUAUACGAACAAAGAAAACAGUAUCUAUAAAAGUGCGACAUGUUGGGAUGAUACCCGUUAAAAGUUCCCCAGAUGAGCCUCUCAAGUGGCAAUAUGUAGAUCAGUUUGUAUCUGACCCUGGGGAUGGUCAAAACAGCAUUGCAGGUCUUGCAUCAUCCGGAGGAAAACAUCAUAAAGAAAAGAAGGUUUUCAUUAGCCUAAUUGGUACAAAGGGAAUGGGAUGCAGUAUUUCCAGUGGCCCUACACAAAAACCUGGCAUUUUCAUAAGCAACGUUAAACCAAAUUCUUUGUCUGCUGAAGUAGGAUUGGAGGUUGGUGAUCAGAUUGUUGAAGUAAAUGGUACAGACUUCUCUAAUGUGGAUCAUAAGGAGGCUGUGAAGGUGUUGAAAAGCAGUCAAACCCUGACAAUCACUGUUGUAACUGGAGCUGGCAAGGAACUGUUUAUGACUGAGGAAGAGAGGCAAAGGGAAGAAUAUAACCAUGAGAUGGAGCGCCAGGAGUUAAUGCGUCAGAAGUGGCUUGCCCUGGAAACCAACAAAAUCCUGAAAGAACAGCAAGAAAAAGAAAAACUGCGGAAAAUGGAGAUUGCACAGAAGGCUAUUGAGGAAGAAGAACGAUAUUGUAAAGAAAUUGAACAGAUAAAGGCUGAGGAAGAGAAGUUCAAAAAGCAGUGGGAGGAAGACUGGGGUCAUAAAGAACCACUAAAGGCUUCCAAAACUGUAAUUGCAGAAGUACAUUCUCCACCUCGUCCUAAACAUCGAUUAGAUAUAGAGGAAACUGCAUUUGAUCAGUCUACAUCAAAUGAUACAACUGGAUUGAAGCUGAAGGAAAGCCAACAGGGCUUCCAAAAAUAUGUGGAGGACUUUGAUCCCUACACCAUGUUUUCACCAGAUCAGAUUAUGGGAAAAGAUGUACGACUCCUUCAUAUAAAAAAGGAAGGAUCAUUAGACCUCGCAGUAGAAGGUGGGAUUGAUUCCCCAGUUGGAAAAGUAGUGGUGUCUGCUAUUUAUGAGGGUGGUGCUGCAGACAAGCAUGGAGGUAUUGUGAAAGGAGAUGAAAUAAUGGCUGUAAACGGCAAGAUUUUGUUGGAUGCUAAGCUGGAUGAAGCUCGAGCAGCUCUUGCAAAAGCAUGGAAUGUGGGAGGGGAUUGGAUUGACUUGGUCAUUGCAGUGUCCCCUCCCAAGGAUUAUGAUGAUGAAAUGUAA